UCAUGGUUUUCCAGCUUAUGUUGGUUGCUGUCGUGGCUUUUCUGUUGGGGUUUGUUUCCUCGUACGGUUUCAGACGGAAGAAAAAGGACAGAGCUUUAGUAAAGGAUCGGAAUGUGAAUGGUUGGAGGAGCUCUGAAAAUGGAAUGUGUCUGCAGAAAGACAUAGGUGCAGGUGUGGAUGUUAUCAUUGUGGGUGCUGGUGUUGCUGGUUCGGCACUAGCUUACACUCUCGGGAAGGAUGGGCGCCGAGUGCAUGUGAUUGAAAGAGACUUGACCAAGCCAGAUAGAAUCGUUGGUGAACUGCUACAACCUGGGGCUUAUCUGAGACUAAUUGAGUUGGGUCUUGAGGAUUGUGUCAACAAAAUUGAUGCUCAGAAAAUCUUCGGAUAUGUUCUUUACAAGGAUGGGAUAAGGACCAAGCUGCCAUAUCCUUCGGAAAAUUUCAAUCCAGAUGUGGUUGGGGUAAGCUUUCACCAUGGGCGUUUCAUUCAAAGAAUGCGUGAUAAAGCUUCAUCUCUUCCAAGUGUAGAGUUGGAACAAGGAACGGUUACAUCUCUGCUUGAAGAAAAGGGUACUAUCAAAGGGGUGAAGUUUAGACGCAAAGGUAGUCAAGAGUUCACUGCGCAUGCACCCCUCACAAUUGUAUGUGAUGGUUGCUGUUCAAACUUGCGACGUUAUCUGUGCAAUCCUAAGGUUGAUAUUCCUUCUUGUUUUGUUGGUUUGAUUCUUGAGGAUUGCCAGCUUCCAUAUGCAAAUCAUGCACAUGUAAUUUUGGGGGAUCCAUCACUCGUAUCAUUUUAUCCCAUCGGCAGCAGGGAGAUUCGCUGCUUGGUUGAUGUACCAGGCCAGCAAGUACCUUCUAUUUCUAGUGGUGAAAUGGCUCACUACUUGAAAACAAAGGUGGCACCCCAGGUUCUUCCCGAACUGUACACUGCUUUUUUGGUUGCCAUUGAUAAGGGAAACAUAAAAACAAUGCCCACCAGGAGCAUGCCUGCUACUGCUUCUCACACCCCAGGUGCUCUCCUAAUGGGGGAUGCAGUCAACAUGCGGCAUCCUAUAACUGGGGGAGGCAUGGUUGUGGCUCUAUCGGACGUUGUUGUUCUAAGGAAUCUUCUCAGACCCCUGCGCAAUCUGAAUGAUGUUCCUGCCCUAUUUAAAUACCUCGAAUCCUUCUAUACGCUACGUAAGCCAGCGGCUUUUACCAUAAACACAUUGGCAGGUGCCGCGUACAAGGUGUUAUGUGCAUCCCCUGAUCCAGCAAGAAAGGAAUUGCGCCAAGCAUGCUUCGAUUAUUUUUGCCUUGGACGCGUCUUUUCAAAUGGAGCUCUCGCUGCUUUCUCCGGUCUAAACUAUUGCCCCUGGAGCUUGGUUAUCCAGUUCUUUGUCGUGGGUAUUUAUGCUGUUGGACGCUUGCUAAUUCCGUUUCCUUCACCAAAACGUAUAUGGAUUGCAGCCAGACUAAUCUUGGAAGCUUUAAGAAUCAUUCUGCCCAUAAUCAACACUGAAGGAGUAAGACAAAUGUUCUUCCCUGCACGCAGAUUUCCUUCGGUAUAAACAAGAUACUCAGAAAACCGAAAACAAAGAAUGUCGUAGGCUCGUAGCACACUUUCUCAAUAAUUACAGAUUCUUCCAUGUAACAAUUUCAAAUCCUGGAUUCUUCCAUGUAACUAUUGCUACAUGCUCUCUUCACUUCAUGCAGUAUACUCACUUUGUAUUACAUAAUUGCAAGGACUGCUAGGUCAGGACUAACGUGAGUGAUUCUUGACCAUAAAUACAAGUGAGUCUUGCAUGCAUCAAUAGUUAGGAAUCAGUCAUUAUUGUAUCACUUACACGCCCUUAUCGUAUCAUUGUCCAAUUGCAAUUAUAUUCAAAUAAAAUAAACAAAUUUCAUACUGA
Messenger RNA from Malus domestica (apple), 1895 nucleotides. Its product is annotated as squalene monooxygenase SE1-like. Gene Ontology annotation, molecular function: flavin adenine dinucleotide binding; squalene monooxygenase activity. Gene Ontology annotation, cellular component: membrane; endoplasmic reticulum. The record is from RefSeq and is a predicted model, not a curated record. Lineage: Eukaryota; Viridiplantae; Streptophyta; Magnoliopsida; Rosales; Rosaceae. Gene Ontology annotation, biological process: sterol biosynthetic process.